GCGGGGCGUGGGGGGGUCAGUGCGGGACGUGGCGGUGGAGUGGAGGUGGGAGGGAGCGGCGCCAUGACCCGCGGGAACCAGCGCGAACUGGCUCGGCAGAAGAACCUGAAGAAGCAGAGCGACUCGGGCAAGGGCAAGCGGCGGGACGACGGGCUCUCGGCUGCCGCCCGCAAGCAGAGGGACUCGGAGAUCAUGCAGCAGAAGCAGAAGAAGGCCGACGAGAAGAAGGAGGGCAACAAGUAGCGGGCGGCCGCGCCGGGCUGCCGCCCCAGGGCCGGUCCCGCCGGCAGGAUGCCCCGCACCGCCCCAGGCCGGGUCCCGCCGGGAUCUCCGGCAUCGCCCCGCGCCCCGCGGCGCCGUCCCCUAUUAAAGUAGCUGUGGAGCCCUGCA
Vidua macroura (Pin-tailed whydah) is the source of this 390-nucleotide messenger RNA. It is a transcript of the gene SERF2, whose product is annotated as small EDRK-rich factor 2. The transcript has 3 exons. Bases 64 to 243 code for a protein of 59 amino acids. NCBI's taxonomy places the organism in Eukaryota, Metazoa, Chordata, Aves, Passeriformes, Viduidae. The record is from RefSeq and is a predicted model, not a curated record.